ACAGUAGCCGUAGAAGAUACUACAACUGUAGCCGUAGAAGAUACUACAACAGUAGCCGUAGAGGAUACUACAACACCAGCCGUAGAAGAUACUACAAAAGCAGACGUCGAAGAUACUACAACAGUAGCCGUAGAAGAUACUACAACAGUAGCCGUAGAAGAUACUACAACAGUAGCCGUAGAAGAUACUACAAUUGUUGCCGUAGAAGCUACUACAACAGUAGCCGGAGAAGAUACUACAACUGUAGCCGUAGAAGAUACUACAACAGUAGCCGUAGAAGAUACUACAACUGUAGCCGUAGAAGAUACUACAACAGUAGCCGUAGAAGAUACUACAAUUCUUGCCGUAGAAGAUAAUACAAUUGUUGCCGUAGAAGAUACUACAACAGUAGCCGUAGAAGAUACUACAACACCAGCCGUAGAAGAUACUACAACUGUAGCCGUAGAAGAAACGACAACAUCAACCUUAGCUACAACCACCAUCCUCCCUACUACACUAACCACCAUUCUUACACCCACCACCACCACCACACCCACCACCACCACCACCACACCCACCACCACCACCACCACACCCAUCACCACCACCACCACACCCACCACAACCACCACCACCAGCACCACUACAAGCACGCCCCCCAGACGUGGCCCCCCGUACAUGUGCUUUGAGUGCAGCAGUGGAGCCCCAGGCAGUUGGCAAAACGAAGCAUGUCCGGCCAACGGAAAACUGAAAGGUUGGGCCAGGCAACCAAUCAAAUGCAACGGUCAGUGCGUCGCUACAGUCAAGAGAUGGCCCUUAGGAGGUAAGAGCCGAGUCUUCAUUUUACUAGGUUUUCACAAGUUGUAAGCCACAAUGAGUUUAUUAGCACUAUGAUCUGUUAACAUUUAGCUCUCUACACUGUUAAGAUUUAGCAAUGUGAUCUGUAAAAAAUAUAUAUAUAAGCAAUGUGGCGAUAUUUUUAACACGUGCCAUUAUUGUUUUGCGAUGAUUUGGCAUUGGGUAAUAGCAUCUGUCAUCUGUUGACAUUUGCCCUUGUGAUAUGUUGGCAUUUUUUAGUUUUUAGCCUGGGUAUUUAUUGACUGUCGUGCCUAACAUUUGUACAAACAGUAAGUUACGUGAGCAGCAGGUGUGGAUCACGUGAUGUGCCAGGGGUUGUAACUCUAAAUUAAUGUUAUCUUUUCUUCCAGAUAUCGUCCGAAGCUGUUCCGGUAACUAUUACUUCGCCAGUCCUCCCCCUAAAACUGGCUGCAUACGAAGGAACGACGAGAUCACGUGCUUCUGCUCAUCCAAUCGCUGCAACGACAUGGACAUGCUUGACUGGCAGGCAACGCUGCUUAACGAAUUCCGAGGAUAAAAUUGAAGACAAAAAUGUAUCUUCGAUUUAAAACCAACGAGCCUUGACCUUGACCUUGAAUGAUGUGUUGAAGAAAAAACUGAAAAAAAAAUAUUGGGAUAGCAUCAAAAGUCAUGUGACAACAGGGGGCCCAAUUCUCCCCACUCCGAAAAAAUGUGAGAACACCUCGUGGGUUUAUUUAAUAAUAAAUUGAAGGGAUCUGAUCAUUUAUCAUUUACAUUUAAUGUCAAGUGUUAUGGUAGGCAGGGAAAACUGCUCAAUGUUACCCCCACCCCGCCCACCCCACCUUUUUAUGGCCCCCACAAUGCAUUUGUGCGAGUGUUGACUCCCCAAGUUUUGUCUUCUGCCAAUAAAGGGAAGCUAUCAAUUGUUUAAAGGGAAGCUAUCAAUUGUUUAAAGGGAAGCUAUCAAUUGUUUAAAGGGAAGCUAUCAAUUGUUUAAAGGGAAGCUACCAAUUGUUUAAAUGGAAGCUAUCAAUUGUUUAAAGGGAAGCUAUCAAUUGUUUAAAGGGAAGCUAUCAAUUGUUUAAAGGGAAGCUAUCAAUUGUUUAAAGAGAAGCUAUCAAUUGUUUAAAGGGAAGCUAUCAAUUGUUUAAAGGGAAGCUAUCAAUUGUUUAAAGAGAAGCUAUCAAUUGUUUAAAGGGAAGCUAUCAAUUGUUUAAAGGGAAGCUAUCAAUUGUUUAAAGGGAAGCUAUCAAUUGUUUUGGGGGCACUGUGUACAUGGCGGAUUUUUCAACUUUUAUGAUCAAGAAAUAUUGGCGUGUGAAUCUUCAUACAAGAACAUUUCUUUCUGGAGUUUUCGAUAACUUUUCAGAUGUCAGAUUAAUGUUGUUGUCCCAAAAUAAUGAAAUCCUUGCACAUGUUUGCAUUUUUUGUAUAGAAAUAAUAUUAUUUGUACUGUUAUUAGGUACCACCAAAGAGAGUCCCAAGCAUUAGCGCAGUGGCCUCUUGGGGGUAUCCCAAGUAUUAGCUCAGCAAAAAAAGGGGGGGGGAUGUCCCAAGCAUUAGCGCAGUGGACUCUUGGGGGUAUCCCAAGUAUUAGCUCAGCAAAAGGGGGGGGGGAUGUCCCAAGCAUUAGCGCGGGCAAGAGGUGUGCCAUGAAACUCAGGCUACGCACCUUAAACCAAGAUAAACAAAAAAUGAUAGUUGAAAGAAUGAUACAAGCAGAAUGAAUGACACGCACAGACAAUUAUCAUUUGUUGAUGAAUGACACAUGGCAUUUGUUAGCUGUGUGUUCACUCAUGUGACUUCAUAAUUUCUUAAUUUCCGGGGCAGUAUCAAUUGUUUGCCCCACAAACACAUCUGGAACAUCGAGAUUCGUUGAUGGUACAAACUUAUUGUCUCUGUAAUGGAAGAAUGAAGGAGAAAAAAAUGUCUUUUAUUGUCUCUGUAAUGGAAGAAUGAAAGAGAAAAAAUGUGUUUUAUUGUCUCUGUAAUGGAAGAAUGAAAGAGAAACUAUGUGUGCUAUUGUCUCUGUAAUGGAAGAAUGAAGGAGAAACUAUGUGUUUUAUUGUCUCUGUAAUGGAAGAAUGAAAGAGAAACUAUCUGUUCUAUUGUCUCUGUAAGGGAAGAAUGAAGGUGAAACUAUGUGUUUAGAUGCUUUGUGUCUCUUGAAAUGUUCAAAAUGUAAUCUUUUCAAUUUCAAGGAAACAAUUCAAUGUAUAUGCUGUAACCAUAUAAGAAGAUGGUAAUUUUUGUAUCUACUUCCUAGACAGGACGAACAUGCACAUUACAAUUAGACCAUUAAUUAUUAAAAUACUUAAACAUGAGAAAAAUAAUAUAUGAUAAGGGGCAGUAAUAAAUAUAAAUAUAUGCACGGUAUUCCACUUAUUGUUCUUCUCCUUGGCCAAGAGCCCUUUAUCGUGUCUACAGACGUGUUAGUGAGUCUACCAAUGUGUUGGUCAUUUAGGAUCUGACUAGUUACUUUCAAUCACUGUUUACUAGACAGGCAAGGCAUUUCAAUUAAAUCAUAGCAUGCCAUUAUCAGACUCAUUCCAAAUAGAUUUCCAAAUUAAAUACCUCAUUCCAAAUUGAACUUAUCAGUCCAAAAAUUAGUCACAUUAUUCCAAAUCACUCACAGUUUUGGACUUUUACAAAUAGUACGUACUGGAAUUAUUUGUUACAGCUGUCAAUAGUUUGUAAAUAAUUCAUUUUGAAAUAAGAUCAAUCUCGUGUAACCCCCCUCAAGACCCACCUCUUUCAGAACCCCAUCGCCCUGCUCACUCCAAUGUGUCUCCAAUGUGUCUCCAAUGUGUCUCCAAUGUGUCUCCAAUGUGUCUCCAAUGUGUCUCCAAUGUGUCUCCAAUGUGUCUCCAAUGUGUCUCCAAUAUGUCUCCAAUGUGUCUCCAAUGUGUCUCCACUGUGUCUCCAAUGUGUCUCCACUGUGUCUCCAAUGUGUCUCCAAUGUGUCUCCAAUGUGUCUCCAAUGUGUCUCCAAUGAUGUGUCUCCACUGUGUCUCCAAUGUGUCUCCACUGUGUCUCCAAUGUGUCUCCAAUGUGUCUCCAAUGUGUCUCCAAUGUGUCUCCAAUGUGUCUCCAAUGUGUCUCCAAUGUGUCUCCAAUGUGUCUCCACUGUGUCUCCAAUGUGUCUCCAAUGUGUCUCCACUGUGUCUCCAAUGUGUCUCCAAUGAUGUGUCUCCACUGUGUCUCCAAUGUGUCUCCAAUGUGUCUCCAAUGUGUCUCCAAUGUGUCUCCAAUGUGUCUCCAAUGUGUCUUGUAGCAUGAAUGGCCUAAGAUUAUUACUGUAUAUCGUGAACAUUCUUUUUAUUCAUCUUCAUGUCUAGGUUGUAUGGGCCAUUUCAGCUAUCAACUAUGUGAUGUUGUAUGGGCCAUUUCAGCUAUCAACUAUGUGAUGUUGUAUGGGCCAUUUCAGCUAUCA
Messenger RNA from Lymnaea stagnalis (great pond snail), 4231 nucleotides. The record is from the annotation of a GenBank genome assembly. NCBI's taxonomy places the organism in Eukaryota, Metazoa, Mollusca, Gastropoda, Lymnaeidae.